This is a messenger RNA of Prorocentrum cordatum, 3270 nucleotides long. The record is from the annotation of a GenBank genome assembly. Lineage: Eukaryota; Dinophyceae; Prorocentrales; Prorocentraceae.
CUCGAGGCUCGGGGGAGCUCCUCAUGGACUCCUCGGCUUCAGGGGGUGGGGCAACCGGCGGCGCCCUAGAUCACCACCCACCAAAUCACCCCAACCCAACUCGAAGGUAGUCACUAGAGCCGCCACCCGCGGGCAUGGACGAGAUGGAAGCGCUGGAGCUGACGGAGACCCGCGUGCGAAGCCGCCUCGGGACGGCGGGCACGGUGAGGCCCGCGCCGCCGAGCCCGCAGCUCGACGCUGGCGCGGGGGAGCCCGCCGAGCCCGUCGUCACGGUCCCGGAGGGCGUGGGCUUCAGGGGCCUCCUGGAGCUUCUGUCCGACCUGCACGACCGGAAGGUGAAGGAGCUCGAGGCCGAGGUGGCGAGCGCCCGCGAGCUUCUGGUGCGGCCGCCGCGGUGGGACCCCCCCGCGGAUCUGGAGCCCGGGGAGCUGGAGCUCCUUGCGGAGCUCGUCCCCCCCGUGGGGCCGGAGCGGGAGGCCAGUUGCGCGAACCUGCCCGGAGCCGUCGACUUCGUGAACCCACCGCCACUCUCGCCGCGUUCGCAUGAUCCCGCGGGCCCUGACCGGUUUCCGCGGGAGUUCAUGAAGGUCGUCCCCUCGGAACAGGACCAGAGCGCUCCCGUGGCAGAAGGCAGUUCGAUGCGGCGAACUUCCCAGGUGCUUCUCAACCGAACCACCAGCAUCAGAGCCCGAUCAAAGGGAACGGAGUCGGAUUCAGCACACUUGGGCCGAUGGGCGGACGAGCUAGCGGGAACGAGCUCGGUAAUGUCGUUCAUGGAUUACUUGGUCGACAACGACGGCAGGCUCGGCGAAAGUCGAAGAGGAAGGAUUGCUUACAGACUCGUAAAGAAUGUCUACUUCGACGCACUGUCGUACGCUUUUAUUAUCGCCAAUUCUAUAUUCAUCGGUGCCACAAUGCAGCACCAUCUGACUUGCGCCAUCGAGGGCUGCACGAUUGACGGUAUCUUUGCUGCCGUGGAGAUUGCUUUCGUGGUCUGGUUUUUCGUGGAGUUGCUCUUGAAGCUUCUGGCGGAGGAUGUCAGGGUGUUCUUGGGUCCGGACCGGAUGUGGAAUACGUUGGACCUUGUCUUGGUGGCCUCAGCGAUUGGGCAGUUGAUAGCGGAGUCAGAUGCGCCGAGCAUCAUCCUCACCAGGAACGUUCGCCUCUUCAGGGUCGUAAGUAUCUUACGCGUUUUCCGGGUUGUGCGCAUAUGCCAGAGUCUGCGGGUCAUGAUCAAUGCUAUCUUGCGCUCUUUGGAUGCGUUGUUUUGGGUUUUUGCCGUCCUCGCGUUUUUCAUGUACAUCUUCGCGAUGGCGUUCAUGCACGCCGCAACCGAACAGUUCCGAAGCAAAAAGACUACGCUAUUCUUGGAAUGCCCUACAUGUUCCAGCGAGCUGGAAUGCGCCGCCACAUGCGCGCACCUCAAGUGGCUCGAGGACCACUUUGGGUCCCUCUUCAAGGUGAUGCUGACGCUCUUCCAGAGCCUGACUGGUGGUCUGGAUUGGGCCGAAGUGUACGACCAAUUGCACCUGAUACACGGUGUUCAUAGCUUCACGUUCGUAGUGUUCAUUUACUUCAUCGUGUUCUUGGUGAUGAAUGUGGUGACCGGCACAGUGGUUGACGUCACAUCGAGCGUUGCCAAGCGCGACCAUGAUCUCGUGGUCAAGGAGGAGCUGAAACGGCUGAAGCAGUACACGCACAACAUUAAGGAGUUCUUCAAGCAGGCCGACACGGACAGGUCAGGCCAGCUCUCGUUCGACGAGUUCACCAAGCAUUUGCAAGACCCCAUGGUCAAGGCGUAUUUCAACACGCUUGAUUUGGAUACCAGGCAAGCGGACGUGCUGUUCCACCUGCUCGACCGCGACGAGAGCGGCGAGGUGGGAAUCACAGAGUUCCUGGACGGCUGCCUCCGCCUCAAGGGCGAGGCCCGGAACCUCGACAUGAACCUGGUGAUCUACCAGUUGGAGCACAUCGUAAAGGGGAGCAAGCAGCUGCUGAAGCACAUGAGACCCCCCGUCGCGGAGCCGCCCGUGGCGUCCCGGACCCUGGCCUGAGGAGGUGCGGCUUUAAUCCUCCUCCUCCUCCUUCUCCUCCUCCUCCUCCUCCCCUGCCUCCUCAGCCGGCCCUCCAGCGUCAGGGCCGUGGCGUAAAUGAUUGGUAGGCGAUGAGGCCCUGCUGGGGACGGGGGCAGGAGGUAGGGACCGAGGUUGACUGCGCCUCCGCUUGCUUAUCCAGUUCCCUCUGCUGUUGCUCGUCCCCCGUGUCGACCGCGGCACGUCCCCAUCGGGCCGCCGUGCAGAUUGAACAGUCUUCUUGUGGCCGACAAGCGUUCGCUUGCCAGUGCCUCGGGGUCAUGCCCAACCUUAUUCAUGCCUUGUGUGCUCUUUAAGGUUGUUCCUCAGUCAGUGUUGUCGGCGAGCCCGCUGAUGUGAGUCGUACAGUUGAUCCCUGGGGCCUCUGUCUCUCAGACCCGCGAGGCGCUCUGCAAUGUCCCCACAGCGCUGGCGGCGGCAUCCGUCAUAGCAGGAGUGCAUCCGUAAUGGUUGUCUCCAGUGGGUCGCACCAGAUAGCUGUUUAGCUUCCAUGUGUUCCCCCAGACGCUGCGUGCUGGACAGAUGGCUUUUGGCGGCCACCUAAUAUAUUGUAGAUCAUGUUUUUAAUGUAGAGUUUUUCACUCUUCGCUCUCUCUGCGCUUCCUUCCAUCCUCUCGUGCUGCCGCCCCUCUUCCCUGUUCCUUGUCCGUUUGCCGUAACCUUCUCCUGGUGGUUGCGCCCGUGGUGCCGUCAGAGGCGACGCGCGCGCCCCAGCUCCUGCGGAGGUGGCUUUGAUAGCGGUUCCACGCGUCGGUCCUCUCAGGAACGGUCAUGCCGAAGCCUCGUGAGGCCACCUUGAGCGCACCUGGGGGGGGCAUUUGGGCCUCGAGGGGCAACCUUGGGGCCGCAUCAGUUUCACAGGCGCUUGCAGGGAGACAGACCAGAAGCUAGGACUGUGGGCUUGAGUUGAGCACGGCUCGCACAAGUUUUUCCUCGCAGUGUGAAGCAGGCAGCUCUCCUUCAUCUCAGACUUGUGGCAGCGGUAACUGUUUCUGAGGCGUCAAGACGGCGCUUUUCUCUAGAUGUGCGCAGAGGCUCGUUGUCGACGGGAGUUGGCACAGGUAUCUUUCGAGGCUCCUCUUCUUUUUGACAUAUCUAUUUGUUUCGUGCCCAUUUUAACCUGAUCGGGCGCCAAGCGUACCUUGAGAAAUCUCGAGAUCACAUACUGGGGUCGCGA